CGUCCCUAUCAUUUAUUAGAUAUAUACAGUGAAGCCAAUGUCUCAACCAUAUCUUCACAUGGAGAAAAUGCAGAGAACUCAUAUGGACUCAUAAUUCCAGUAACCUGCCUAAGAACCUUCCUUCUAAUAUUUCUCUUACUCCUUCUGCACUCUAACAUCGCUUCUGCUACUCAAUGGAAAAUAAGAUAUGAAAUCAUGGGCUCAUUCAGAAGUGGGAUCUUGUUUUUCUUUGUGUUACUUUUGUUUAGAACAUGUCUGGCCAAUGAUCAACACAUUCGUCAGAUAUAUCCUGGCUUCAGUGCUUCUAGACCAGAUUGGAGAGACCACAAUGGUCUUUUCUUACUAUCCAACAGCUCAGUUUUCGCUUUGGGGUUCUUAACUGCUCUUGAUGUCUCAUUGUUUGUUUUGGUUGUGAUUCACUUAAGCAGCAACAAAGUGGUUUGGACUGCCAACAGAGGCUUACUCGUUGGAGAUUCUGAUAAAUUUGUGUUUGACCAUAGUGGUAAUGCAUAUUUGGAAGGUGGGAAUGGUGUAGUUUGGGCAACGAAUACAACAGGACAAAAAGUAAAAGCCAUGGAGUUGCUUGACUCAGGGAAUUUGGUGUUGCUUGGGGAAAAUGGAACAACUAUUUGGCAAAGUUUUAGCCACCCCACUGAUACUCUUUUGCCAGGGCAAGCCUUUGUGGAAGGAAUGAGUCUCAAAAGCUUCCACAACAGCAUGAACUUGUGUCAUUAUCUUAGUUAUAUGAAAGGUGAUUUGGUUCUCUAUGCAGGAUUUGAAACUCCACAAGUGUACUGGUCCCUGUCAGAAGAAGUCUAUAGAAAUAGAAGCUCAAAAAAUAACACUGCUAAGGUUCACUCGUUGUCUUUGGUGAACAAUUCUUGGUGCUUUUAUGACAUGAAUGGGGGUUUGUUGUGGAAAACUGUGUUCUCUGAACACUCAGAUUCCAAGUCUUUGUGGUCUGCUACCUUGGAUCCAAAUGGUGCAAUCUCCUUUUAUGAUCUCAACAAAGGGAGGUCUCAUAACCCUGAAGCAGUUAAGGUGCCACAAGACCCUUGUGGCAUUCCGGAGCCUUGUGAUCCUUACUAUGUUUGCUUCUUUGAAAACUGGUGUGUGUGCCCUGGACCUCUCAAACCUUUUAAUUGCAAACCUCCCAAUAUCACAACCUGUUCCAAGAGUUCAACAGAACUUGUGUUUGUUGGAGAGGAGCUUGAUUAUUUUGCUCUCAAGUACACUGCACCGGUUUCAAAAUCAAACCUGAAUUCAUGCAAAGAGGCUUGUUUAGGAAACUGCUCAUGCCUUGUGCUUUUCUUUGAAAACAGCACUGGAAGAUGCUUUCAUUUUCAUGAGACUGGGAGUUUCCAACGCUCUAGGGGGGGCACUGGUGGCUAUGUUUCAUUCAUGAAGAUUUCAAUUGAUGGUGAUGGACAUGGCAACAGAAAUGGUAGGAAUGACACGGUGCUAGUUGUUGUCAUAGUAGUUCUCACAGUUCUUGUUAUAGUUGGUCUUAUAACAGGAUUCUGGUACUACUAUAAGAAAAAGAAGAAUGUUGCUAAGUAUCCUUUUGAAGACACUUUGGAGGAAGAUGAUUUCUUGGACGGUCUCUCUGGUAUGCCUGCUCGUUUUACUUUUAGUGCUCUUUGUAGAGCAACUAAGGAUUUCUCCACAAAAAUUGGAGAAGGAGGGUUUGGCUCAGUGUAUCUAGGUGUGCUUGAAGAUGAAACUCAAUUGGCUGUGAAAAAAUUGGAAGGUGUUGGACAAGGUGCAAAAGAGUUCAAAGCAGAAGUGUCUAUAAUUGGAAGUAUUCAUCAUGUUCAUUUGGUGAAGCUCAAAGGCUUCUGUGCUGAGGGUCCUCAUCGCCUUCUUGUCUAUGAAUACAUGUCAAGGGGUUCCUUGGACAAAUGGAUCUUCAAGAACAGUGAGAACACUUUCUUGUUGAACUGGGACACAAGGUACAACAUUGCAAUAGGCACUGCAAAAGGGUUGGCCUAUCUUCAUGAGGAGUGUGAAGUGAGGAUCAUCCACUGUGAUAUCAAGCCACAAAAUGUUCUUCUUGAUGAUAACUUCACUGCCAAGGUUUCUGAUUUUGGAUUGGCCAAACUAAUGAGCCGAGAGCAGAGCCAUGUGUUCACAACUCUAAGAGGCACAAGAGGAUAUCUAGCACCAGAAUGGAUCACUAACUAUGCAAUUUCGGAGAAGAGUGAUGUGUUCAGCUAUGGCAUGUUGUUGCUUGAGAUAGUUGGAGGGAGGAAGAACUAUGAUCAAUGGGAAGGAGCAGAGAAGGCACAUUUUCCUUCUUAUGUGUUCAGAAUGAUGGAGGAAGGGAAACUGAAAGAGGUUCUUGAUCCAAAGAUAGAUAUUGAUGAGAAGGAUGAAAGGGUUGUAGUUGCUCUAAAAGUUGCUCUUUGGUGCAUACAGGAUGAUGUGAAUUUGAGGCCUUCCAUGACUAAGGUAACUCAAAUGCUUGAAGGUUUGUGCCUUGUGCCUGAUCCACCCUCAUUAUCUCAAUCAGGUACAUUUUCAGCUUUCAUGAAAUUGAGUAGUGGAGAAGCUACUAAUUCAUCGGGACAGGCUAGUUUUUUUAGUAAUGUACCCAUGUCGUGUGUUCAAUUAUCAGGACCAAGAUGAAUGAGAUCAAGUACAAGUAGCUAGAUGAAUCAUGUAUAGUUUCAUGUUUGAUUUGAAUUAUAUGUACAUCUAAAAAUUUGGCAGGUUUGGUCAUGUCAUGAUGUCAUGUCAUUGGGUUUAUAUUAGAAAUCCUUUGGAAUUUUUAAUUUAAUGAAAAGAUGGCAGAAUGGAACUU
Messenger RNA from Cajanus cajan (pigeon pea), 2803 nucleotides. Its product is annotated as G-type lectin S-receptor-like serine/threonine-protein kinase SD2-5. The record is from RefSeq and is a predicted model, not a curated record. Gene Ontology annotation, biological process: protein phosphorylation. Gene Ontology annotation, molecular function: protein serine/threonine kinase activity; ATP binding. Lineage: Eukaryota; Viridiplantae; Streptophyta; Magnoliopsida; Fabales; Fabaceae.